This is a messenger RNA of Anthostomella pinea, 894 nucleotides long. The record is from the annotation of a GenBank genome assembly. NCBI's taxonomy places the organism in Eukaryota, Fungi, Ascomycota, Sordariomycetes, Xylariales, Xylariaceae.
AUGGGUGUGAUGAAGCAACCCUCAGAUUCAAUAAGCCUGAAAUCGCCGAACCAUGAUCUAGGUGUGACGUUCCUCGCAGAACCCACGGUCGCCGUCAUCGAGAGCUCUUGGAGUCCCUACAAAGUAAGCCGCGUCACUAUGGCAAAGCAGGUGUAUGAGACCUUUGCUGGCAGCCAUGUCACCGAUGCCAUGCUCGUCGAAGCUGCGAAGCUCUUCAGCGAGAAUUAUGGGAUCUGGGGCGAACGGUCACACCAACCAGGAAAGCAUGUCAUGCUCAGUGCUCCUCGACUGCGAUCGCAAUACCUCCCCAGUACGGCUGCGACCUCCUAUGUCAGGGUAGUGGUUGAUGGAACCCUUGCCGGAAAUGUGUUCGCAUGCCGCUGGGAGUAUAAAGGCAAGACAGUUUGUUGGGUUACGCAAUUGGUGGUGGACAAGGAGUACCGCGAGCGUGGGCUUGCAAGCGGGCUGUUGAGAUCGCUCAGGCUGAACGUGGACGACGUGUACGGAAUCAUGAGCUCGCACCCGGCCGCGUGUCUGGCAGCUGCUGCUUGCUUCGGGACGACUAUCGAGAAAGUACCACUCGACUUCAUUGCCGAAAAUGCCGACCUACUCAUGAAAUCCUCGCCAAUACGCUACAUCCACGAUGCAAAGCUGUGUGGCUCCCUCUUUAACACCGAAGACUCCACGGGGCUUGUUUCAGGGGUGGACACCGGCUUCUUUGUAGAUCAUGGGGAGCCACUGGAAGCAUUAAGUCUCGUUCGGGAAACCUGGAACUGGCCGCUUGGGGAGCUGCCAGAUGGACACGAGUAUCUACUCAUCGUACAGGGCAAACAUCGCCGGUCAAGAUCUCGAUCAGUGCCCAAAUCAACUGAUCAGCAUUUGUCUGGUAAUUGA